UGUUUCAAAGUUUACGAGGGAUCGCAACCGGUUUUGAUAUAUUGUUCACAUCGGCCAUUGGAUUUACACGAAUUAUAACCAAAAGUACUAUAAACUACAACAAACCGUGUUUCUGAUAAUUUCGUUAGUAUUCCACAAUUAUAAAAUGAUCGAUUUGUUCGACUCCUUAAAAUCCCUUUUACAAGAGGAAACCGUAAGGAUCGACAAUCUCGUCUUCAGGUUACACUCAAGGGCUACGGUUCUUAUUUUAUCGACUUGUGCGAUUCUUGUUACCGCCAAGCAAUACAUCGGUGAACCCAUUUCGUGUAUCACGGACAAGACCAUUGAAUAUCGACCCUUAUCAUUUCCCAAACUCUCCACAGACAGAGACCCCAUAAACGCCUACUGCUGGAUCUAUAGUACAUUUACCGUAUCCCGACAUUUGACUGGAACACCAGGAAUCGGCGUAGCGAGUCCCGGAGUAGGACAGGCCCUUGAUAACGACGAAAUACACCACCAUCGGUACUACCAAUGGGUUUGUUUCGUACUCGCCCUUCAAGCACUAAUGUUUUAUACACCCCGAGCCUUAUGGGGGGUAUGGGAACGUGGUACGGUGAAACUGCUAUCCGCAAAUCUCGGUACACCAUUUUUUCGGGACGUCUGGUCCAAGGAGAGGAAGGACCAGCUGGUGGAAUACUUUACCACCACUAAUUUGCAUACCCACAACUUUUACGCAUUCAGAUUCUUAACUUGCGAAAUUUUAAACUUUUGCAAUGCGAUCGGUCAAAUUUAUUUCCUAGACGUAUUCUUGGAAGGACAAUUCUCUAAGUACGGACCGGCUGUCACCGCAUUCGCAAUUGAAACGAAUCCGUUUCAGAGGAUCGAUCCCAUGGCGAGACUUUUUCCUAAAGUUACCAAAUGUACGAUCCAUACAUUUGGUUCCUCUGGAUCACCUCAAACACAUGAUGCUCUCUGCAUUUUGCCAUUGAACGUUGUGAAUGAAAAAAUCUUUGUCUUCAUCUGGUUUUGGCUAGUAUUUUUGGCAAUUGUCAGCGGGCUUGCUGUUAUUUACAGGAUUAUAGUAUUUUCUCAACCUUGGGCUCGCGUAUAUCUUCUCCGAGCGACAGUUCAAUUCAUUUCUCGAUCUAAGGCUGAAACUGUGGUUCAAUCUUUUGGAAUUGGUGACUGGUUUUUACUACACCAGCUAAGUCACAAUUUGAAUCCCAUCAUCUUCUGGGAACUCGUCAAUGAGCUGGCUAUGAAAUUCUCCAGCAAAUACAGCGAGGAGAAAUCCAGGAGAAUGGACUUCAUUUGAAUUUAUGUACGCUUGUUGCCGAAUUUUAAAUUAAAUUUUUAUUACCUCACUA
Messenger RNA from Athalia rosae (coleseed sawfly), 1346 nucleotides. RefSeq names its product innexin inx2-like. Gene Ontology annotation, cellular component: gap junction; plasma membrane. The transcript has 5 exons. Bases 146 to 1294 code for a protein of 382 amino acids. Gene Ontology annotation, biological process: phototransduction. Gene Ontology annotation, molecular function: gap junction channel activity. The record is from RefSeq and is a predicted model, not a curated record. NCBI's taxonomy places the organism in Eukaryota, Metazoa, Arthropoda, Insecta, Hymenoptera, Athaliidae.